Molecule: messenger RNA, 1353 nt
Organism: Plutella xylostella (diamondback moth)
Lineage: Eukaryota; Metazoa; Arthropoda; Insecta; Lepidoptera; Plutellidae
Product: endoplasmic reticulum-Golgi intermediate compartment protein 3
Biological process (GO): endoplasmic reticulum to Golgi vesicle-mediated transport; retrograde vesicle-mediated transport, Golgi to endoplasmic reticulum
Cellular component (GO): COPII-coated ER to Golgi transport vesicle; endoplasmic reticulum; endoplasmic reticulum membrane
Source: RefSeq, a predicted model, not a curated record
UGUUUUGAUUUUCGUUUUUCGUCGUUGGUUGCUUCUGCUUGUAUGACUUGUAUCAGCAAUACCGGCAUUAACUUGAUUUAUAGAAUCUCCAAGUAUUAACUUACCCUUUCAGAAACUUACUAAAUUGCUAUCGAUUCUGUUAAAAAUAUAAUGUCUCCGAAACUUAUAGAUAAAUUCAAACAGUUCGAUGCUUACGCUAAAACUUUAGAAGAUUUUAGAGUAAAAACUGCUACUGGAGCAACAGUGACUAUAACCGGAGCUAUUGUGAUGGUGUUGCUGUUUAUGUCUGAAUUUCACACUUACAUGUCUCCAAAUAUAUCCGAAGAACUCUUCGUUGACACAUCUAAGGGUGACAAGCUUCGUAUUAAUCUAGAUAUCAUUGUUCCAACUAUAUCUUGCAACUAUUUGGUGCUAGAUGCGAUGGAUUCUUCUGGUGAACAACAUCUUCAAAUGGACCAUAAUAUACAUAAAAGAAGACUAGACUUAGAUGGUAAUCCCAUAGAUGAACCAAAGAGACAAGAGAUAAUCACCUCUUCUACUGUAAGGACAAACAUAUCAGAAGUUGCUAUUGUGCAAUGUGGCAGUUGUUAUGGAGCUGCACUAAAUGAAUCUCAAUGCUGUAAUACUUGCAGUGAAGUUAAGGAAGCCUACCACCAGAGGAGGUGGGCUUUGCCAGACCUCUCUACAAUAGAACAGUGUAAGAAUGAUGAGUCAGCUGACUCGGCUGAUUUAGCUCUGAAGGAAGGCUGCCAAAUCUAUGGACAUAUGGAAGUUAACAGGGUUGGUGGCAGUUUUCAUAUAGCACCAGGGAAAAGCUUCACCAUCAACCACAUACAUGUACAUGAUGUUCAACCAUACUCCUCUUCAGUGUUUAACACUACUCAUAUAAUUCGGCAUCUUUCAUUUGGAAAAUCUGUUGAAAGUGCCAACACGGCUCCGCUAGAUGGAGUAACUGGGGUGGCCAAAGAAGCAGCCGUAAUGUUCCAGUAUUACAUAAAAAUAGUACCCACUAUGUAUGUAAAAUUAGAUAAGACAAUACUGCACACCAACCAGUUCUCAGUUACACGGCAUCAGAAGGCUGUUUCUGGUGUGAAUGCCGAAUCUGGAAUGCCUGGUGCAUUUUUCAGUUAUGAGUUGUCUCCACUCAUGGUCAAAUACACAGAAAAAGAAAGAUCCAUUGGACAUUUAGCUACUAACAUAUGUGCAAUAGUGGGAGGAGUUUUUACAGUAGCUGGGAUUGUGGAUGCUCUUUUAUAUCACUCAUUGAAUGCAUUUCAUAACAAAAUUGUAUUAGGUAAAGCAGGUUAAUAUGCUCAUAAAGUUUUAAGAAAUAAAUUAUAAUCACUGACACUA